Molecule: messenger RNA, 1414 nt
Organism: Arabidopsis arenosa
Lineage: Eukaryota; Viridiplantae; Streptophyta; Magnoliopsida; Brassicales; Brassicaceae
Source: the annotation of a GenBank genome assembly
AUCUUGUACCUUCUUUAUGAUUUCACCAGUUCUGAUUUCUUGUGACUCAAGCCAAAACCUCUGUUUUCUUUUUUUGAUGCUUGGCUUUAACGAUGAUAUCACGAGCCCUCUUAGUGCUCAGAUCUUCGAUUUCUGCGAUCCACAACUCUUUCAAGAAACCUUCAACCAAACCUCUGAAGUCACCUCUACGUCAAAUAUUCUCGAGAAAUCCGGAAGCUUCCAUUCCAACACUAACACAACCACAACAACUGAGAACAGUAACAACAACAAGAACACAAAACUUCAAGACGAUGAAGAUGACAACAACAACACGGAUCUGUCCAUAAUCUUUGAUUCACAAGAAGAUUUCGAAAACGACAUAACGGCUUCAAUCGAUUUCUCAUCAUCUUCACUGCAAUAUCCAGUCAUCGAUCAUCUCCUCACGGCAACAAGCCAAGACCAGUUUGAUUUCUCAUCAGGACUCCAACUUAUUCAUCAGCCUCCUAACAUUUCAUACUCUGGAGACCCUCUGUCUCUCUCGGCGGUUUCCUCUCUAGCUCCUCCUCCUUUACAAUCAGGAGUUUUCGAAGAAGAUUGUCUUUCUUCAGUACCAAGCUACAAUCUUGGCUUGAACCCUUCUUGCUCUUUCUUCCGUACGUCCGGUUUACCGGCAUAUAUGAGCACCGGUUUAUUAUCUGCUGAAAGUAAUCUCGGUUAUCUUCCCGGGAAUAUUCAUGUGGGAUCGGAAAUCAAUAAGCCACAUGAUCCAUUGAUGGACUUUCAAGCUGAUAAUGGUGGUUUGUUUUGUCCGGAUUCCAUGAAACGUAUCUUUAAUCCAGAAGAUCUCCAGGCACUAGGUGGCGUCGAGAACCAGAGCAACUUGGUGGCACCUCAGGCUCAUCCAGCAUUAGGACCGGUCGAGAUAAACGGUUUAGAAGAUUCAACUAUGAACAAAGUUGGAAAACUCUCCCCUGAGCAAAGGAAAGAGAAGAUUCGUAGGUACAUGAAGAAGAGGAACGAAAGAAAUUUCAACAAGAAGAUCAAGUAUGCGUGUAGGAAAACAUUGGCAGAUAGUCGACCAAGAGUUAGAGGAAGAUUUGCAAAGAAUGAUGAUUUUGGUGAACCAAAUAGACAGGCUUUUUCAAGCCAUCAUGAUGAUGAAGAUGAAGACGAUAUGGGAGUGAAGGAUGAGGAACAAUUAGUAGAUUCUUCAGACAUUUUUGCACACAUUAGUGGAGCCAAUUCCUUCAAGUGCAACUACCCAAUCCAAUCUUGGAUUUGAGUUCCAAGUGUCACACCACAAAGACUCAUGUUUAUAACAUGAAUCUUCUAGUCUUAUAUAGUUAUACCAAUAGUAUUCCUAUAGAGUUAUAACUUGCAUACUUAGCUUUGUCAUGCCCCCAACAAGUUCUGUCAACAAAAAAAAAUCUAACCU